AUUUGGGAUGAAGCUCCAAUGAUGAGUAAACACUGUUUUGAAUCAUUGGAUAGGAGUAUGUUAGACAUUGUUGGAGACAAUGAUAAGAGACCUUUUGGUGGCAAAGUUGUCGUAUUUGGUGGAGACUUUAGACAAGUAUUGCCUGUCAUUCAUGGAGCUGGAAGGGCUGAGAUCGUUAUGGCUGCUCUUAAUUCAUCUUAUCUUUGGAAGCAUGUAAAAGUUUUGCAAUUAACCAAGAAUAUGCGGCUACUGUCAAAUAAUCUAUCUACUGAAGAGGCAAAAGAAUUGCAAGGGUUUUCACAAUGGAUAUUAGACAUUGGAGAUGGAAAGAUUGGUGAUGGAAAUGAUGGGGAAGCUCUUAUCGACAUUCCAGAAGAGUUCUUAAUUCUUGAUGCUGAUGAUCCAGUGGAAGCUAUAAGCGCAGCAGUAUAUGGAGAUGCUACUUCUUUACACCAGAAGGACCCAAAGUUUUUUCAAGAGAGAGCUAUACUGUGUCCUACUAACGAGGAUGUGAACAUUAUUAAUCAACAUAUGCUGGAUAAGCUUGAUGGAGAGGAAAGAAUAUACUUAAGGUCUGAUUCUAUCGACGCUUCUGAUAAGUUUUCUGUUAAUGACCAAGCUCUCACUCCAGAUUUCUUAAACAGAAUUAAAGCAUCAGGAUUGCCAAAUCAUAUUCUGCGACUGAAAGUUGGUUGUCCAGUGAUGUUGCUAAGAAACAUAGAUCCUACUGGGGGAUUGAUGAAUGGAACGCGUCUUCAGAUUACAGAAAUGUAUGACUUCAUGAUAAAGGCCAAAGUUAUUACAGGGGAAAAGGUUGGCCGAACUGUGUUAAUUCCUAGGCUUUCAAUAACUCCUUCAGAUAAAAAGAUGCCAUUCAAGAUGAGGAGGAGACAACUGCCUAUUGGUGUGGCAUUUGCUAUUACCAUCAACAAAAGUCAAGGCCAAACUUUGUCUGAAGUUGGUAUUUAUCUACCAAGGCCUGUUUUCUCUCAUGGACAACUAUAUGUGGCUGUUUCCAGAGUCACUUCUAAGAAAGGCUUGAAGAUAUUGAUUGUUGACAGCGAAGGCAAACCUCAACGUCAAACAAAAAAUGUGGUCUUUAGAGAGAUUUUUGACAAUCUAUGAUUUCAGACUAUUUGUUUUGUCUUUUAUAACUUUGUUGGAACGUGGAUUUAUAUACAGUUUAUGGUUCUAUGUUUA
Molecule: messenger RNA, 1200 nt
Organism: Brassica napus (rape)
Lineage: Eukaryota; Viridiplantae; Streptophyta; Magnoliopsida; Brassicales; Brassicaceae
Product: ATP-dependent DNA helicase PIF1-like
Exons: 2
Coding region: 19-1125 (368 amino acids)
Biological process (GO): DNA repair; telomere maintenance
Molecular function (GO): DNA helicase activity
Source: RefSeq, a predicted model, not a curated record